AUGUCGGAACUGACUUUUACCAAAUCAUUCCUGUCCACGCUGGACUCACGGCCUAUCAAGCUUCGCGCUGAUCAUGUCUUCGACCCAGAGCAAGUUGGACUACGAGUUCCCGCACCAGGCUCAUCCAAAUCAAUCACUGUCCGCGUCAAGUCUGCCCGCAACCCUGCUCUGGAAUUCCUGAUCUCCAAUGCCCCUCUCUCGACCACCUCGGUCCAGGACAUCCGGGAUGCUGUGCAAGUGCGCGUCACCGAUGUGCACGGAGGCCAAGUUCCGCUAGACAAGAUCAAGAUCUUAUACAAGCGCAAGCCAGUUACUGGGAGCGGGAAGACAUUGGCCGAGGUAUUGGCAGAUGAACCCGCGAUUAUGGCGGGAGGCAAAGAAGUCGAGAUCGGGGUGAUGAUUAUUGGUGGCGCCCAGGUGGUUGAAUCUGCUGUGGCUCAACCGGAGAUUCCAGAGAAGCGGGAUGAAUCACCGCCCAAGGCUGCUAUAGGUCCGAGUGGGGAGGAGGUGUUGCAUACAGAGGCUUUCUGGGAUGACCUGCAAGGCUAUCUCCAGCAGCGAUUGAAGGACGAAGAAGAAGCAAAACGGUUGAGAUUGGUGUUCAAAGAAGCGUGGAGCUCAGCCAAGUAG
Molecule: messenger RNA, 630 nt
Organism: Penicillium egyptiacum
Lineage: Eukaryota; Fungi; Ascomycota; Eurotiomycetes; Eurotiales; Aspergillaceae
Source: the annotation of a GenBank genome assembly